AUGUUGCUUGUGGAUUUGAAGGAAAAAUGUAUUGUAGAGGAUGAACAACUUAAGAUGCAAAUUGCGCAUUCGAGAAAUCAUAAAAAAUUGACAAUCAAUAGAAUUUAUUUGGAUCAAAUUAGGAAAGAUGAUGUGCUUAACCACGGAGCUGUAACUAAUGAAUAUUUGAUUAAAAGAGAGUUAAAACAAUUGAAAUUAAUUGGCAAAAGACCGGGUGGUGAUGGAAAAGAUCAUGGCAGAUUACGUGACAUUCAUUUGGACUCUGAUAGACGACUUCCACUAUUUUCAUAUACGCCGGACACUUUUUCAUUAAUUCUUGUACCAAUGAUUAUUGACAAGAAAGAGGCCCUUGGAUCAAUGGGAAACGAUGCUGCAUUAGCCUGCCUUUCUGAUUAUAGUCCAUUGCUUUAUUCUUAUUUCCAACAACUUUUUGCUCAAGUUACAAAUCCUCCAAUUGAUCCUUUUCGUGAACAGAUUGUAAUGUCUCUUCGAUGUCCAGUCGGGCCGGAAACAAAUUUACUAGAACCAGAAUUUGAAUUGGAGAGCCGAAUUCUUUUGGAUCAGCCAGUUCUUUCACUUGUGCUAAAACGAAUUAGCUUCAAGGGAUGGCGUUCAUAUGUAAUUAAUAUUGUUUAUCCAGCAAGGCAUGGGCAGAGAGGUUUGGUGCCAGCUUUAGACAGAAUAUGCAGCGAAGCUUGUUCCGCGGCGCUCGACGGUUAUCAAAUUUUAAUUCUUUCUGAUAGACAAGUUGACAAAGAUUACGUUCCAAUUAGUGCGCUCCUUGCUCUUGGUGCAAUCCACCAAUGUUUAAUAAAACAACGACUUCGUAUGAAAGUUGCAUUAAUUAUCGAGUCUGGUGAAGUAAAACAAGUUCACGAUUUUUGUGUUCUUCUUGGAUACGGUGCUGAUGCAAUUUGUCCUUAUAUGGUAUAUGAGACUUGUUAUCGACUUAGAACAAUGGGACUUUUGGAUAAAAAUCUGACAGACGAUGAUGUUGUUCAAGGGUAUAAAGCAGGAAUUGAACGAGGAAUUUAUAAAGGUGCACAAAUUUUUGAAAUUGUUGGACUGGGUCGAGAAGUAGUUGACAAAUGCUUUACUAAUUCAGUGUCUCGGCUUGGCGGUGCUGAUUUUGAAACUUUAGCAAUGGAGGCGAUUCGAAGACACCGGAUCGCCUAUCCAAAUGUUCCGAAUAGUGAUUUAUAUCUUUAUGGUGAUAGUAAGGUUUUAGUAAGUCCUGGAAUUUAUCAUUGGCGUGAUGGUGGAGAAAAACAUGUCAAUGAGCCGGUUAACAUAGCAAAACUUCAGGCUGCUGCUCGUUUAAACGAUGCUAAGAGUUAUCAAGAUUUUGCGAUAGCUUCAAAUCUUGCUCAACGCCUUUGCAGCCUUCGUGGUCAAUUGGAAAUCAAAACAAACGCUAAACUUCAAAUUCCAUUGGAUGAAGUUGAACCGGCAUCAGAAAUUGUGAAAAGAUUUGUCACUGGAGCAAUGUCUUUCGGAUCUAUAAGUAUGGAAGCUCAUACAUCAUUAGCGAUUGCCAUGAAUAAGAUCGGUGCAAAAUCCAACACAGGAGAAGGUGGUGAGAGGCCCGAACGCUAUCGAAAGGAUCAACCUAAAGACAAUAAUAUUAGGUCAGCAAUCAAACAAGUUGCGUCUGCCCGCUUUGGUGUUAACAGCUCUUAUCUGGCAAAUGCCGACGAAUUACAAAUCAAAAUGGCUCAGGGAGCAAAGCCGGGCGAAGGAGGUGAACUUCCUGGUUACAAAGUAACGAGAGAAAUUGCCGCUACAAGAAAAUCAACUCCUGGAGUUGGACUCAUCUCUCCUCCUCCUCAUCAUGAUAUUUAUAGUAUUGAAGACCUCGCACAAUUGCAUGAAUGUAAUGAUUUGGAAACUGAUAUAAUAGAAAAAGAACAAUUAAUAGAAUUCUUUGAUAACCCUUCAAAAGUUAAACACAUCAAAGAAAGAAUAAUAGGCAAUACGAACCGCUGUUUUGGUGCUCGACUUAGCUACGAGAUUUCUAUUCGUUAUGGAGAGGGAGGGUUGCCUGAUGGUCAUUCAUUGGAAAUUAAUUUAAAAGGAUCCGCUGGACAAAGUUUUUGUGCUUUUUUGGCAAAAGGAGUCACUGUCAGAUUGGAAGGCGAGGCGAAUGAUUAUGUUGGAAAGUGCCUUUCUGGAGGUGAAAUAAUAAUUCGGCCAUACAAAAAUUCUACUUAUGCUUCUGAAGAAAAUACAAUAAUUGGAAACGUGGCUCUUUAUGGCGCAACAUCUGGAACAGCAUUCUUCCGAGGAAUUGCUGGAGAACGUUUUGCAGUUCGUAAUUCUGGUGCUACUUCUGUUAUUGAGGGUGUGGGUGAUCAUGGUUGUGAAUACAUGACUGGUGGACGUGUUAUUAUUCUUAAUGGAAUUGGGAAAAACUUUGCUGCUGCAAUGAGUGGUGGAUUGGCAUUUGUCUACAAUAGUUUUAACGGAGAUAUUACACGAUUAAUGAACCAAGCAACAAUUGAUCUAGAGGAACCAACCAAAGAGGAUUUUGAGUGGAUGAAAGCUCUAAUUGCGAGAUUUGUUAAAGAAACAGAUUCUAUAAUUGGACAACGGAUUUUGGAUGCUUGGGAGACUGAACGGCAUGAAUUUAUUAAAUUAAGUUUUCCCUAAAGAUUAUAAAAA
Molecule: messenger RNA, 2661 nt
Organism: Meloidogyne enterolobii
Lineage: Eukaryota; Metazoa; Nematoda; Chromadorea; Rhabditida; Meloidogynidae
Source: the annotation of a GenBank genome assembly